GCGAACAGUGCAGGAUGAAGUCUUCACGUGGAGGCCUUUACCGCACGGGUCAGAAAUGCCCAAGCCGUUCAUGAGUCUCGGUUCAACAACAACAAGAGCGAGUACAACCCAACCCUGCCGCUCUCGGAAUCCUGUACACUCGCGCACGGCCCAGCAAAGGAGCGACGGCGCGACCGACCCUGGCGACCCUCCAGACCAUGGUUAACGAGCCGCUGCACCAUUUCGCCGCUCGUACCACCGCGAGGCGAGAGGCCACCUUUGAACCUCGCAACGUUCACACGUCUACUCCGCACCCUCGCGAUAGCCAGGGCAUCCGCGCCACCAUCCACUGCUUCCCUUCUCCGCCGCACAUCGGGAUCCGAAUCUAAGCGGAGCUUGCUCAACCCAAGGGGCGGGACUUUUGACGAUGCGACGAUGCGGCAGCAAGACGCUUUUGAGCUUUCACACUUCGUUGCCUGAAUUCCAUCGAUGACAACAAGUCGUGCAUCGGCUUCCUCUUGUUGGGGACAGGUGAAGCUGGCUUUGAUCGGGACGUUGAGAUUUGGACAGGGGACGUGGAGGCGAGAGUUGCGCAAAAACCAUUACCUUGUGUCAGCAUCAUUUGGCGUGGCGUACGAGUGGCUUAACGCUGUCGCCGGGCUCCUUAUUGGAAUGAAGGAAAGGAAAUUAGAGGGAGCACAACCUACCCUUGUCGACUUUAGCUGUGGUAUUGGCCGCGUACCACUUCGAGCUUUCAAUGGCGACGUGCGGAGUCCCGACUCUUCGAAUCCCCGGCGUCGGUAGAGUUAUUGGAGUGUUUCGAAGUGGAUUCCUGAGAGCGCCUCCUACAAUCUCCUACAAUCUAGACUCUCCAACGGCAUCCUGCUGGUGUGCGCGUCCCUGUCCACUCGAAGAUCGGACGUCGAUGCGCGCCACUCCGAGUACUUUUAAGGCAAGAACCUCCGGACGGGUCGGACUUGGAUCGCUGCGGCUUGACCUUGAUCGAAUGCGAGUUGACUUCAUUUGCCGCACAGGCCAAUAUCGAGCCCAGGAAAGCUUCCGUUGAGACCCAAGCUUACCGAAUGACGAAGGCUUCGUGAAGCUCGUCGCACAGAAGAGCCCCGUGGAGUCUGCUAGAUGAUUACCACAAUCCGCUUGAACGUUUGUCAGCUUGAUGCCGAUCUGGCCUUAAAGCAGGUCCGGACCAGCGAAGCGAGACUGCAGUAGCUUUCCUUACUUCCUUCACCGCAAAGGCUGUGAUCAAGAUUGCGUUGGAUUACACAGCAUUGCGAGAUACUCAAAAGCUACAAAAUCAGUAGCUCGAACGUGUGACCAUUACAACAUGCUCAACUGAGUUUGGAUUGGGUCAGAUCGCCCGAUCUCGCCUUUUCCCCCUUGCAGGCGUGCCAGGAUACAG
Messenger RNA from Ceraceosorus bombacis, 1396 nucleotides. NCBI's taxonomy places the organism in Eukaryota, Fungi, Basidiomycota, Exobasidiomycetes, Ceraceosorales, Ceraceosoraceae. The record is from the annotation of a GenBank genome assembly.